Botrytis byssoidea is the source of this 855-nucleotide messenger RNA. RefSeq lists its product as uncharacterized. NCBI's taxonomy places the organism in Eukaryota, Fungi, Ascomycota, Leotiomycetes, Helotiales, Sclerotiniaceae. The coding region runs from base 1 to 855 and encodes 284 amino acids. The record is from RefSeq and is a predicted model, not a curated record. The transcript has 4 exons.
AUGUCGAAACUUUCUCCCUCCUUGAAAGCUCUCAUAAGUGCACCUUAUGCUCGCCCAGGCUAUGCACCUGCACCAAGGAAUAUCCGUUCCGUUUUCCAAAAGAUUGAAGAGGAGGCUUCCGCGAACAAUGUUGGACUGCUAUCAUGGCUAACGAUCUCGACAGCUGCGACUAUGACCAUGAAUUCCCCCGAUUCAAUGAUAGAGCUCUUUCGUCUUGCGACGAAGGAUAAGGAUCAUGCGCAUGCAGUGAAAACUGUGGAGCAGAUGAGGGAGGUGGGACUGAAAUGUAUAGGUUUCAAUGGGAUCCCCAGAACAAUCAAUGUUCUAGGCCAGUUCCGCGCAAAUCUACCAGAUGAAAUCAUGAAUUCGUUGAACAAAACACCAUCUCGUGAAUUGACGACUGCAAAUGUUGACGAUGCCAAAGCCCGAGGCCGUGGGCUGUGGGAUUCUAUCUAUCGUCCCUUUGAAACAAAACUACUUAAUAAACUUGCGGAAUCACAUCCAGAUCUCCCAGUCUUCAUCCUGAAUUCCUAUUCUAGUCUCUUCACCGAUCCUUCUGUCUCUUCACGACCAGUCAAGAUUGGAAGAGUUCUCACAAGUCUAAUUGGUAUAACAUGCUUAAGAGCACAAACUGGAGUAGGUCCGCAGGUCACCAGUCACGUAUUUGGUUUACGAAAAGCGUUUGAGGAUGGUACAUAUAAGGCUGCAGGCGAAGAACCUGUAGAGGGAGGAGAAUGGUUAGCAGACGAGGAAGGAAAUGCUUGGAUUCUUAAUACCGUAGAUAAGAUUGUUGAAGCUAUUGGUGGAGAGAGCGGAGGAACUACAUUUGCCCCUGGUAUUAAGGCAAAAUUGUAG